CUUAACAAAAUCAAAAAGAAAACCUAAAUAGUCUUUAAAGACUAUCACCCAAAAAAAAUGACCGAUUACGAAGCUGGCUACCAGAGUAACGGGGAGGAUCUUGAAAACUGUAAUGGCGGCGUUCCUUCUCCUCAGCCUCGCGAAGAUAGUCACGGCGGACUUGAUGAUCUCCGUGAUUCCAAAUCUCAGCAUGGAUCUCGUGAACACGAGAGAGGAUCUUCUAGAAGUAGGGAAAAAGAGAAAAGCCGCGACAGGGGCAGGGAGAAGGAUUCUGAUCGUCAUUGGGACAGGGAAAGGGAAAAGGAUAGGGACCGGGGUAAGGAUCGUGAUUGUCAUCACAGAGAUCGUCGUAGGGAGCAGAGUGAGAGGAGGGAAAGAGGAAGAGAUAGGGAUGAAGAUGAUUACCACCGAAGUCGGGACUAUGAUAGGCGAAGGGGUUAUGAUAGAGACAGGGAGAGCAGGAAUAGGCGCGGGUCUCGUAGAUCCGAACACAGAUCAAAGUCAAGGUCCCGCUCUCGCUCAUCCUCAAGGAGCAAAAGGAUUAGUGGCUUUGACAUGGCACCUCCUGCUUCUGCAAUGUUAGCUGCUGGUUCUGGUGGUGCUGUUGCUGCUGCCACCGCUGCAGUCACGGCCACUUCAGUCCAGAUUCCUGGGAAUAAUCCAGCCCUAGCAGGAGUAUUUCCAAACAUGUUUCCUCUGGCAACUGGUCAGUUUGGUGGUCUCCCUCUAAUGCCAGUUCAGGCAAUGACUCAGCAGGCUACAAGGCAUGCUCGCCGCAUCUAUGUUGGAGGACUUUCUCCUACUGCAAAUGAACAGGUUUUACUAUGCAUUAUACUUAACAUUUUCAUUGUUAUAUUUGUGUUAGUGCUGGAACUAACCCUAAAUAUUAUAUUUCAGUCAGUCGCAACUUUCUUCAGCCAGGUUAUGGCUGCAAUUGGUGGAAACACUGCUGAUCCGGGGGAUGCUGUAGUUAACGUUUACAUAAACCAUGAAAAGAAGUUCGCUUUUGUAGAGAUGAGAUCAGUAGAGGAAGCUAGUAAUGCAAUGGCUUUAGAUGGCAUUAUUUUUGAGGGAGCUCCUGUGAAGGUUAGGAGACCCAGUGACUAUAACCCUUCUCUAGCUGCAACUCUUGGUCCAAGCCAGCCUAGUCCCAAUCUUAAUCUAGCUGCUGUGGGUCUAUCUCCAGGAUCUGCUGGUGGGCUUGAGGGUCCAGACCGCAUUUUUGUUGGAGGGCUUCCAUAUUACUUCACUGAAGCACAAAUCAGGGAGUUGUUAGAGUCUUUUGGACCUCUUCGAGGUUUUGAUCUAGUAAAAGAUAGAGAAACUGGAAACUCGAAAGGCUAUGCCUUCUGCAUUUAUCAAGAUCUGUCAGUUACAGACAUUGCUUGUGCUGCUUUAAAUGGAAUUAAAAUGGGUGAUAAAACUCUCACUGUUAGACGAGCAAACCAAGGUACUACCCAGCCUAAACCUGAGCAGGAGAGUAUCCUCCAGCAUGCACAGCAGCAGAUUGCUUUGCAGAGGCUUAUUUUGCAACCACAAGGUGUGCCCACAAAGGUUGUGUGCUUGACUCAAGCAAUUAGCGAAGAUGAUCUUAGAGAUGAUGAGGAGUACGGGGAUAUUGUUGAAGACAUGAAACAAGAGGGUGGAAAAUAUGGUGCAUUGGUAAAUGUUGUCAUACCCCGCCCAAAUCCAAAUGGCGAACCAUUACCAGGUGUUGGGAAGGUAUUUCUGGAGUACUCGGACGUUGACGGUUCCCGAAAAGCCCAGGCUGCAAUGAAUGGAAGGAGAUUCGGUGAUAAUCAAGUAAUUGCUGUCUUCUAUCCAGAGGACAAAUUUGCUCAGGGGGAAUAUGACGCCUAAUAACGGAUCUUAUCUGCCGUGCAUUAUAGUUGUUCGAACUGGUUCUUUCUAUGUUUAGGUUUUUGACUUAAAGAGAUAGUUAAGAUAUAAGAAUUUUAUCCAUGACUACCUACCUUUUUUGUAAUUGUAAUAUUGGUUUGCACUUAAUGUCGAGUUUGUAAUAUGCUAUGCUUAAGAAAAAAUUAUGUCGUUUGUUGUUGCUUA
Molecule: messenger RNA, 2064 nt
Organism: Hibiscus syriacus
Lineage: Eukaryota; Viridiplantae; Streptophyta; Magnoliopsida; Malvales; Malvaceae
Product: splicing factor U2af large subunit B-like
Exons: 12
Coding region: 58-1860 (600 amino acids)
Biological process (GO): mRNA processing
Cellular component (GO): nucleus; nuclear speck; commitment complex
Molecular function (GO): poly-pyrimidine tract binding; pre-mRNA 3'-splice site binding
Source: RefSeq, a predicted model, not a curated record